AUCAGUCGCGGGCGAGCUGCGUUCGGGGUUUUAUCUAUAGCUCUUGUCCUCUCUAUCCUUUUCGCUCUCAUCGUCGCGCUCGCUCGUGCUUCUCUCUCUGCACGCACACGCGUGGUCGAAUCCCGCGUAUACCAGCAAGAGACAUCCCAAGCUAUCGCUUGCGCUCAAUGGAAAGAAAAAGGAGAAGAGAUAAACGACGAGAAAACUUAUAGAUAUCCUCUAAGCUAGAACUUGUCCGGUGUGCCGAAUUACUGUAUGAUAACGCGAUUCAUCAUAAUACCGAUUCGGAUCCUUCACGUGGCGUGAAACAUCGUGUUACAUCGCGACGAUUUCGCGAAAAUUCUUCAUUUCGCGCUGUGAUAACUCGUGACGCGCGUCGAUUACGAUCGAUCUCAUUGUGCGUUCGCGAAGGGAGUGAAAGUUUCGUCGGAAAAGUUCGCGGUUCGUGUUCCCGCCAGUACCACGAUCAUCCGCUUUUGAUUGUUCACCAAUGGUUCAUAUCCUGGAAGUGGUAUCGUCGCGUCGGAACGACCUGCAAAUGAUGAACCGUCCUAUUCAAGUGAAGCCAGCGGACAGUGAAAACCGCGGAGACAGAAAGCUGUUCGUUGGUAUGCUAAGCAAGCAACAAACUGAAGACGAUGUCCGACAGUUAUUCACUGCCUUCGGCACAAUAGAGGAGUGUACCAUUCUUCGUGGACCCGACGGAAGCAGCAGAGGCUGUGCAUUCGUAAAACUCUCGUCGCACCAAGAAGCACUGGCGGCGAUAAACUCUCUACACGGUAGCCAAACUAUGCCGGGUGCGUCAUCCAGCAUAGUGGUAAAAUUCGCAGACACUGAUAAAGAGAGACAACUAAGACGCAUGCAGCAAAUGGCCGGGAACAUGAGCCUCCUUAACCCCUUCGUCUUCAAUCAGUUCGGCGCUUACAGCGCUUACGCUCAGCAACAAGCGGCGCUCAUGGCAGCCGCGACCGCACAGGGAACGUACAUCAAUCCAAUGACUGCAUUGGCCGCUGGACAAUUGCCGCAUGCAUUGAAUGGCAUGCCAAACCCUGUAGUCCCGCCAACUUCUGGUUUGCUCGUAGGUACUGGCACAGGGCAACCGGUUAACGGGGCGAUACCGUCGUUACCGUCGCCGACGAUGCCGAAUUUUAACAUGGCCGCUCAAACGCCGAACGGCCAGCCGGCCGGCUCCGAUCCAGGUGUCUACACCAACGGAAUACCGCAGACUUAUGCGGGACAUGCCCUCCAUCUGUCCAUUCCAGCGCAGGGGCUGCCCAACGGGGAGGCGGCACUUCAGCAUGCCGCCGCGUAUCCUGGAAUGCAGGCUUAUGCUGGAGUGGCCGCUUACCCCGCCGUCUACGGCCAGUUUCCUCAGGCUAUUCCUCAGCCGAUGACCGCGGUGGCGCCCACGCAGAGGGAAGGAUGCUCUAUCUCAGGACCCGAGGGCUGCAACCUGUUCAUCUACCACCUGCCCCAGGAGUUCGGUGACGGCGAGCUCAUGCAGAUGUUCCUCCCCUUUGGCAACGUCAUCUCAUCCAAAGUCUUCAUCGACCGGGCGACCAACCAGAGUAAAUGCUUCGGUUUCGUGUCGUUCGAUAAUCCAGCGAGCGCGCAAACAGCAAUCCAGGCGAUGAACGGCUUCCAGAUAGGGAUGAAACGAUUAAAAGUCCAGUUAAAGAGGCCCAAGGACGCCAGCCGGCCAUACUAACCCACGUCCUAGCCUAGAAAAUCUGGACGGGUCGCGCCCUACGUUAUAACUUACAGAAUGUCGUACGAGAACGUGAACUCGAUGGAUGCUCGACGAUCAGGAGUGAUGAGUUUGAAUCACCGUUACAACGCUCUCCACCGUAACAACUUAGUAUACUAGCUAGUUAAUUCAUUAGAGGGUAAAAGAUUUAGAGGUCAGUAGGACAACGGCUUCAACGACGUUGAAGUUUGCGCGGCGGCGGCGAAGAAGAGGUUGAAGCGAUGAAGGAUGUUCUGCGCUGAACCCAGUCCGAGAGAGAGAGAGAGAGAGAGAGAGAGAGAGAGAGAGAGAGAGAGAGAGAGAGAGAGAGAGAGAGAGAGAGGUGAAGACGAGAAGAGGAGGACGAGGCACGCUGAGAUAACAUUUCCCGGAUGCUCGGAUAACCGGAACGCUUCGUCGUUAGACAACAUUGGCUUUCCCCUUUCUCCCUUUCACCAGUUUCCAUUUCGAAUCUGCAUGUUUCUUUUGGAUCCUCCGCGAGUUUAGCCUCUGUCUCCUACUGCCAGGUGAGAGAUUACGUUCGAGCUCGAGGGCGCGAUUGCGAAUAAGCGUGCAGCGGAACAUUUCGAGGAUCCGAUCAUCCUCUCGGAGAGACGUGCCGGAAACACCGGAGGUCCAGGCCGAACUUGUCGUCCCGAUAUGGUGACGCAUCGUAUUACACUUAACGCACGACGUCGUGUAUAGAGACGAUCAAAACCGACAAUAGCUAUCGCGAAAUAUCCCGUCGAAAAAACGCCUGUAGGACUCUCGUCGUGUUCGUUGCCAGUUCGACGAUGCGCGAUCGUACGCGUCGUGUGUGCAUUUGUCAGAAAGAAAAAUUAGAAUUGUACAUUCGGACUGAUCGAUUCUCAAUAAGGAUUCGAUCGUACCGGAUCCAUUCUGCGUACGUCAGCUAAACGGAACAGCUCAGCGAUCACCGGCACGAGAGCCUAACAAAUCUUUUGUACCGCACGAAGCGAACGAUGUAGCCAUCGCGAAGAUGAAGAUCCCGCGCGGCGUCAUCCUUGACGGCGGGACAGAUAAUAAUCCCCGCGCGAGACUGACGAAAGUAAAAUAAAACGCAGGCUCGUCCCGAAGGCGCGGACGAGAUCGAUAUCUCUCUCCCAAAAAGACACAUGUCAAUCAUAUGCUAUACAGGGUGCUCGUCUGACGAAACGCGUUUGAACACUUUGAAAAAAAAAGAAAAAGACAAAAAAAAAAUGAAAAAAAAAGCAGAGAAUCAAGCGGCGAACAUGGGCUCAGCGCCGGUCCGACAUCCCCGCCGAAUAUCGGUUCUCCUUAAUAUUUAAGAUUUAUUAACAUGUAUGGCGCGCUAUAGAUUUUAUAUACUGCAGGUAGAGAGAGAGAGAGAGAGAGAGAGAGAGAGAGAGAGAGAGAGAAAGAGAGAAUGAAGAGGAGUUCGUGCACGCCGUGCCGCGUCAUAUCGAGGAGGAGAUGAAGUCUCUCCUUCGAAAUCGCGCGCGUUCGCACGGCGUUCUCGUCCUUCCUGACUAAUAGCACUUAUUACUACUAUGAUUACGGUGAUUAUCAUUAUAAUUAUUGCUAAGUAAGUGACGCGCGAAUUUCCGGCCGAAAGUAUAAUCUAUUCCGUUAUGGUUCGUGCGCGCGAACAUCGAGGAGAGAAAUCGCGUGCGGGGGAGCGAUCGCGAUCGACCCGCCUGUCCCGCGAUCGAUUUCGCGAUUCGAUCCGAUCUACGGGAUCGAUGAUCGACGGGUUGAUCUUGCCCGAACGGUUAAGCAUCGCCCGAGAAAUGUCAGGCAGGCUGUGAUUGUCCAGACGAUGACGAUGUUGCCAACGACGGUCCUCUUUAAGUUUCGACGUUGUUCUGACAGCAUAUUAUAAUUGUACAAUGAUGCUAAUUCUUCUGUUAUCGCGCGGAAGUAGGAGAAAAUGGGGGAAGGGGAGGGAGGUGAAAUAGAUAUAAAAGAAAAGAGAAAAAACCAAAGAGAGCGAACAAUAUAAUAUAGUUACAUUGCGUAAAAUGCAAUAUCUGUCCUAAAAACGCUUAUCAUCUCUGCGAUACUAGAAGAGAAACAAACUAGAAGAAUAUUCUUUUACGUUCGACUCUAGAAGUGUAAAAAAUUGAGUUAUGAACGGAUCGCAACAAAUUAAUUUACUGUGCAAUGAUUUUCAUAAUUGGAUUUACGUUUUCACUCUCUCGAUAGUGAGAGCCUUGCGGCCGGGACUUGUAAUGGCGAUGCCAAGAAUGUCGAGCAUAUUUUUCGCGGAUGGAAAGGACCGCUGCCGAGGUUGGCAGGUUCGGUACGCCUAUCGAUCAAUCGUGCGUGUUCAUAUGGAAUUCCUGUGACUGAAAUAGACAAAACUUUUUUUUGAACAUUUCGCGUGCGAUGCCCGGUCGGAUACGCAGAGCGUCUCGGGCGAUUUGUGCGCGAAUGGAAGAGGAGUGGAGGGGGAAGGGGGUG
Cataglyphis hispanica is the source of this 4171-nucleotide messenger RNA. RefSeq names its product CUGBP Elav-like family member 4 (gene bru3). Gene Ontology annotation, cellular component: cytoplasm; nucleus; ribonucleoprotein complex. Gene Ontology annotation, biological process: mRNA splice site recognition; regulation of alternative mRNA splicing, via spliceosome. The transcript is spliced from 12 exons. Gene Ontology annotation, molecular function: mRNA binding. The coding region runs from base 491 to 1708 and encodes 405 amino acids. The record is from RefSeq and is a predicted model, not a curated record. Lineage: Eukaryota; Metazoa; Arthropoda; Insecta; Hymenoptera; Formicidae.